ACCCGCAAUCAUGUAUCGUGCCUUCCGCCGCAACCCGAGCGCGUUGCGGCGCGGUCUCUUCACACAAGCCUCUCCACAACCGCCCCCCUCGCCACUCGCGCCGCUGAAAACCGCCCUCGUCGGCACCGCCGUUGUGCUCUCCACCGGCCUCCUCGCCGUAUAUUACUUCGAUGCGCGCUCUGCGGUCCACCGAUACGUCCUCACCCCGGCUCUACGGAACCUCUUGGAUGCGGAGACGGGACAUCGGUUGGCCGUGAGCGUGCUCAAGUCGGGACUCGCCCCGCGGGACCCCCUCAGUGAUGAUACGCUGUUGAAAGCCGAGAUGUGGGGUACGGAGGUAUCGAACCCUGUGGGGCUGGCAGCAGGGUUCGACAAGCACGGCGAAGCUAUUGAUGGGUUGUUCAACCUCGGCUUCAGUUGGGUAGAGAUUGGCAGCGUAACGCCAAAGCCUCAGCCUGGAAAUCCACAGCCCCGAGUCUUCCACCUCCCCGAAGAUGAAGGGCUCAUCAACCGCUAUGGGUUCCCGUCCGAUGGCCACGCUUCCGUCAUCUCACGCCUGCGCGCCAGAAUACCGCGCUUCUCGCCGGAAUCCGAUAACGCAGCAUACAGGCCUGAGUCCCUGCUCGCAGUGAACUUGGGCAAGAACAAGGAGAGCGAGGUGGAUUCGAUUGAGGAUUUUGUGGCUGGCGUGCGGGCAUUUGGCCCUUACUCGGAUGUCCUGGUCGUCAACGUGUCGAGUCCAAAUACACCCGGUCUCAGAGGGCUGCAAAACAGAGAACAGCUGGAGUCGCUCCUUGAUGGAGUGACGAAGGCGCGGGCUGAGCUGGCGGGUGGCCGGAAACCCAAGCUGAUGCUCAAGAUUGCGCCGGACCUCACGGAAAGCCAGCUGGUCGAGAUGGCGGGUGUAAUUGCAGGGACCGACGUUGAUGGCGUGAUUGUAAGCAACACGACGAUACAGAGACCGGUGCAUCUAUUGAGUGAAAACAAAACCGAGAUGGGUGGACUGUCAGGGACGCCGCUGAAGCCACUCUCGAUCGCUGCGUUGAAGACAUUGCGGUCUCAUCUCCCCGCGUCCAUUCCCUUAAUCGGCUGCGGCGGUAUCUCGUCUGGCCAGGACGCGCUAGAAUACGCUCGAGCGGGUGCGGCGUUGGUCCAAGUCUACACCGGGUUUGGAUACGAUGGGGUAGGUGCGUGCAGACGUAUCAAAGAUGAGCUGGCGGACGAGUUGAGGAAGGAGGGGAAAUCAUGGAGGGAGGUUGUAGACCUCGCCGUGGCGGAGAGGAGUCUGAAACCAGCGCUCGAAGAGAAGACGGUGGAAGCGGUGGCUCCGGCUAAGGAGGCUGAUUCGAGUCAGCUCUCACAGCUGAUUGCAGAGGCCGAGGAAUUGAGACAUCUGGUUGACCAAUACGCUGAAGCUCGGGAGGCAUAGCUGUAUGAGGCUUGGUAUGAGGUUGUAUUGCCGGUCAAAUUAAGUACCAAUUUAGAUCGUGGUCGAUGGUAACCGUACAACAAACUAAACCAAACCUGGCGAGCGGGGUUUCUCUGAAGCUUCCAUGAGCCCGGGUCUCUCAGUUCUAGACCCAGUGCUUAGUCGUUUUCCGCCUCAUCCCUGCCGUUCUUGUCGCUAAUCUCCAUGGCUAAUGCUGCCAGGUUCUUGAAUGCUCAGAUCCCCAGGACGUCGGGGCAGCCUCAACUCAAGACACCGACACUAGAGGGCCACUCAGAGCCCAACUUUCGUUACACGCACUCGGGGUCCACGACAAGGAUACAUGAUUUGAAGACGGGAGAGGAGCUGAUUAGACAUGCGGAUCUGUGGUUCAAGGACGGGAGUGUUAUCUGCCAAGCAGACCGGACUUUGUUCCGGGUUCAUAUCUCGCAGCUGUCGCGCCACAGUGUGCUCUUUGCUGAUAUAUUCACGUUGCCACAACCCCGACGGUCAUCUGCGUCUUACUACUCCGACCCUGAUGGUUCCGACAUGCCCGAUAUGGACUCGGCAACACGCACGCUGAUCCACGAGUGCGAGAACUGUCCUGUGGUGAUACUGCAGGACAGGACAGAGGACGUGGCGAACUUCCUCGUGGCUCUCUAUGACGGCCCGGAUUUCGGGAACAACAAUCGGGAGGACUUUGAUGUUGUUUGUGGGAUUCUGAGGUUAUCGACCAAGUAUAUCGUCGAUGCGCUGCGUGCGAAAGCGAUUGCGCAUCUGAGUAUCGGCUGGCCUUCGACUCUGAAAGGCUGGGAUGCAAGAGAAGAUGCUGCCCGCAUGUUUGAAAUGGAGACAGCUACCAGCAGCGGACAGUUCUAUCCUUCUCCCAUCGCCGUGAUCAACCUGGCGCGGGAGGUUGAUUGUCCGAGUCUCCUUCCGGCCGCUUUCUACGAUCUCUCGCGUCACUCGUAUGCGCAGAUAUUCGAAGCUGCGGACGACGACCCGUUCUUUCAGUCGCCCUCGCUCGCGGUUUCGGACAUGCAGCGUCUGGCGCUGGGCAAAGAGGCUGCCCAACACAACGUGACUGCCCUGAUCCAGUCGAUGAGCCACGCUCAGACGUAUAUCAGGCACUCGCAAAUGCAGACGCACUUCCGCAAGUCGUCAUCCGGAGGUGUUUGCAUCUCGGCGGCUGCUUGCCGCAAGGACUUCUCAGAGCUCGUUGAUCUUGCGACUCAGCACUAUCUGUUUGAUCGCGAACGCGGCCACUGUGAUCCGCUCUACGUGUCGGAAGAACUAGGCCAGCUGAAGAGCGCCGAGUUCUCCGAGUGUAAAGCCUGCGCAAGGUCGCUCGAGCUGUGGGCUGCCCGAGAGCGUGAGAAACUAUGGAAAAUGAUCCCGCUGUGGUUCAGGCUCGAGCAGCCGACUGCCUGAUCUCCCACUCUUACUACUGAUACUAUGCUGGCCGGUAUUUCAUGUAUGUAUCCUCACGAUAUUCCCUGCAUCUGUAUUCCCAUUAGAUCUGUACUACUUGAUACAUUGUUUACUGAUAAAAACACAAAAAAGUCCGUCAUCAUCCUGAGCCAGUCAGCCCACCGGAAACGCCCGAGGCCAGCAUACGGGCUUUCGCGUCGUCAGCGGCAUCGCAGGCAACAGUCGUGCCGGGAAGAUUGGAGAGUGGAAGUGCAGCACAGAUCAUGCCGGUGCCACACGGGGUCAGGACGUAUGCACCAGAAACGCAAUGGGCAAACGCGUUUCCGAUGCAGGCCUGCUCGUCGCCAGAACAGGUAGAAUUGGCAGUGAGAUCCUUGAAUGCUGCGUUCUGCGCUUGGGCCUCCUGGCCGUUGAUCUUCAAGAACGCGGGUGGCACCGCAGAGGAGGAGCUCGAAGAGGUGGAGUUGGAGCUCGAGGUGCUGUUCGUCGAAGUACUGCCCGAGGCAGAGCCAUCGAUCCCACCGGAAACACCGGUCGCGGCAAUACGGGCCGUAGCAUCGCUGACUGUGUCGCACGCUAUGGACGUCCCAGGGGCGUUGACCAGUGGAAGCGCUGCACAGGUCUUUCCGGUCCCACAUGACUGGAGAACGAACGCACCAUUGGUGCAUUGAGCAAAUGACCCGCCCACGCAAGCUUGCUCUCCCUCGGUGCAGGAAGAGUUUGCCGUGAGCGAUGUGAAUUUGGCAUUCAGCUUCUGAGCGUCGAGCCCAUUCUGGAGGUGCAAGUCCGAUGAUGUGGCGGUAGGAGACGAUGUCGAUGAGGCAGUCGUUGAUACAAUGGUGCCGCUGGAUGUGGUGGUGCUCGUCGGGCUGGCAACAGUGGAAUUUGUCACUGAGCUCGCGGACCCAUCGAUCCCGCCGCUUGCUCCCGAUGCAGCGAUCCGCGCAGCGGCAUCGCUCAGGGAGUCACACGAUACGCUGGUGCCGGGAGAGUUGAGGAGAGGAAGCACAACACACGUCGUUCCUGCACCACAUGGAGUCACCACAAAAGCACCGUUCGCGCACUGCGCAAAGGAACCGUUGAGGCAGGCUUGUUGUCCAUCAGUGCAGUUGGAGGUCGAGGUCAAGCUCUUGAACUGCGCAUUGAGCUUCUGCGCGUCGAUCCCGUUCUGGAGUUGGACGGCUUUCGAGGCGGCUCGGGCGACGGGGGCUCCGUGAACAUGUGCGAGCGUGAGGGUGAGCGUAAUGAGGGUCGUCAACAUCAUUUCUGGGUCGUUAGAAAGAGUGUUCUGCCGCUACCUGGCGGAAAGGAGGUCAAAAAGAGUAGAGGCAGUAGCGGCCAUCGUUCCCGUUUUAUAUGCGACGCUGGUCCCAUUGUGAGCAUUAAGAACAAUGAGGAAAAGAACCCAAUUGUUCCUCUUUGGGACUGUAGUCACGUGGACGCAUUGUCGGAAAGCUUCGACGGUGCGGCAUUGUAAACAAUGAUUUGCCCUUGGCCGGUGGCUUCACGCGAUCUAUUCCCAUGAAAUGGUCGUGCAGUGAAAUAAUUAAGUACUUCAAGUAGAAUCCCUGUUCUUUGCCCUCUGUUGCUGCCACGCCUGUACUUGUUCGGAAACCAAAUCCUGUCGACGAUGUCUCUGCUCUGCUGCACUUCUGAUCCUCUUUGCCCGAGUUGGUUUGACGUCCCUUGUCCAGUAUGUGGAGCGGUGUUGCUUCUUGGGCAUAUGCUGCAUCAAGAGGGAGUUCUGCCGCGUCACAAUCUCCAUGUCCUUGGUCACUUGGAUCAUCAGUUUCUCCUCCAAUUCCGCCUCGCGCUGUUCCCUUCGCUCCGCAGUCAUAUCCUCCAUUCGGAGAGGGUAGUAGAACGGCUCGACAAGUCCGACGAUGGCUCGCUUGUAUGUCGAUAGAGAGGGGUUCUUGUCGGGGCUGGACAGUCGGUUAGGACGUCGCGAUAACUCGGCGUAGUAGUUGUCAGUGCGGAUGUAGGUCGUCUGGACGCCAUAUACAGCCAUGAGAUAGCUUCGGACAUCCGUCUUCGUAAGGUUCUUGGGGAUACGGAAUGUGGCCUGCCAUGGAUUGUAUGGCUCGCCGGGAGCGGUGUAGUUGCGCACAAGCCGGAAUACGAUAUUGGGUAGAUACACUUUCUGUCCCUCCACUUUGACCGUGUAAGGCUUGCCCUUGUGGUAGGCAACCGUCAUGCCACGGAUGCGAGGGAUGGGUAUGCUCUUCGUCCGCUCUUCGUCACGUUUCAGGAAGGUAUCCAAGCCCAGCCUCCGGACAGGCUUUUUGUCGGUCGAGGGUGUUCUCCCCGUUUCCUGUGCAUAACGCUGCGCACGUCGGAGUCGGACGGCAAGCGGUCGUGAUCGUGCCAGGGACAAGGACGCCUGCUUUUUGUACAGCGGAUUGUGGAUAUGGGGUCGCGUUAAAGUUCCAUGAGAGGUCUGCUUGGACGACGAAUUGGACGCAGCAGAAGCAGCAGCAUUGGGCGACGUGGGCAGCUUCGCAGACGCGGAAAGGCGCGCUGCUGUAGCUCGGAGCAUUGGGGGAGGAAGCAAAAA
This is a messenger RNA of Mycena citricolor, 5414 nucleotides long. The record is from the annotation of a GenBank genome assembly. NCBI's taxonomy places the organism in Eukaryota, Fungi, Basidiomycota, Agaricomycetes, Agaricales, Mycenaceae.